Molecule: messenger RNA, 5021 nt
Organism: Dimorphilus gyrociliatus
Lineage: Eukaryota; Metazoa; Annelida; Polychaeta; Dinophilidae
Source: the annotation of a GenBank genome assembly
AGUCGAUUUAGUCAUCUAGUACGACAAAGUAAAAAGGUUCUUGAUUUGAGCAACAUCCUAAAGAAAUAAGAGACAACCGGUAAAGAAAAAUUGGGCAUAUAUAACAUUAGCGAAAAAAAUUAUGAAUAGAGUAAAGGAGUUAACGAAAAUAUUCACGACUGGAAACUCGUUGAAGAGUUCAGCUACUGUUUUAUUAUAUAUUUUAGUGAUUUUAACUACAGAAGCCAAUAUCGGAAAAACCGAAGAAAAGUCUUUCACUGAAAUGGCUCCAUCAUUCAGUGAAGAUGAACAUUCUAAAAUCAUUGCUACCGCUGAUUCUGUAGAGGAAAUAUUAUCUACAACAUCUGACCUAUCUUUAACAGAUUCCGAAAUAAAGCAAUUGAGUGAUUUCACCUCUGGCUGGUCUAUAGAAACUCCAAGUACUAUUGAAAAUGAUAUUAUUGCAAACAGUACUGCAAUUUACUCUUCAAAUUCUUUAUCAAUAACUAAUUCAUUCAUUACAAAUAAUUUAAAUGACACCCAAGAAUCGACACAAAUACUGAAUGGUUCACAGCCAGAGAGUAAUUUAUCCAUUCAAAGCUCAACUUUGACUGAAACUAACGUUGUUAAUGAAACUUAUGAUUCUUCAGUGCUCGAAAUUUUAUCGUCAACUAAUGAGUUUAAAGUUGAAUCAUCUUCUAUUGAUUUGGAGGAAAAUAAAACAUUGAGCACAACUUUUCCGAAUAGUAUGUCAUCUAUUCAGGAGUUUUUAAAUCAAACAAGUCAUCAAAAUAUGUCUGAAGUUGAGACAGAGAAAGAGUCUUCUUUAUCCACAUUAACUUAUGAAACAUUGUCUGUAAACGUAACCAUUUCGCCUACUAGUACACUUGAAAGUGAGCCUUCAUUUUCAAAUGUUCUAAACGAUACACUUUCGCCAAGUAUGCUUAUAUCAUCGAGUGAAAUAAUGGAGAGCGUAUCUACGUCUUCAGUUGCAUUCAACAAUUCAUUGUCAUCAACAGUUCUAAUUUCACCAUCCGAGCCACUGGAAAGUGAAUCUUCAUCUUCAGCUUCUUAUAACAAUACCAUGUCUGUUAACGACUCUAUAUUACCAAGUGAAGUAACAGAAAGUUAUUCUCCUAAUUCAACAUUGUAUAACAAUACUGCGUCUGUAGACAACACUAUUUCACCUACGGAAACAAUUGAAAUUAAAAACGACACUUUUUCAACAUUCGAAAUGUUCACUGCUACUGAUUUAGAUACAAGCUUUGUCGAGUUCUCAUCUAAUAGUGAUGUGUCAUUGGCAGCAUCUUCUAUAUUCGACUCUGAUGGUAUAUCUACUGUAACGCAGGACACAAUAUCUGUUUCUCCAACGUCAUCAGUAGGUAAGGGAUUCACUUUGGAGUCAUUUAGUCAUCUCAGAGCAAUGAUAAUUGCUUCAAUUUAUGUAGACCCCUGCUUGGAAAAUUCUUGCCUAAAUGGAGGAUUAUGCAUUGCAAAUUUGAACAGUACUUUUCAAUGUAUUUGUCCUAGAGGUUGGAUGGGGCAAAAUUGUUCUAUUGAUGUUAAUGAAUGUGAAUCUGCUAAUAAUUGCAAUAUCGAUACUACGACAUGUGUAAACAUACCCGGGUAUUAUAUGUGUCAAUGCAAACAAAAUUAUCAUCGAAUUGGAGAAUUUAAUUGUAGAAGAAUAGUCGUUUGGCCCUAUGCCUUGUCUAAAAAUUCAUCUAGAUUUACAUCUGAUGACGAAAUAGAGGGACCAUUUAUUUUUGAAAAGGGUUUUCCGUUUUUCGGCAAAUUUUUCUCUAGUAUAUAUAUAAGCAUGAAUGGUUAUAUAACAUUUGAUGAAAAAAUUGGAAUUAUCAACCCUUAUUCAAAUAACUUUUUUCCUGAAACUCUUCCUUUUCUGGCUAUUUAUUGGACAGAUAUUGAUUCGUCGGCCGGUAACGGUAGCCUUUAUGUGGAUCACCUUGUUGAUUUUAACACGACUUACGGACAGGAUAUUAUGGAUAGGUUAAAUAUAUCGCAAGUACCAUUUGAACCUACGGAAGUCCUUAUAGCCACUUGGGAAAAUGUUUCUCCGUAUCCUCAAAAUUUGUACAGUGAUCAGAAUGCCACGUUUCAAGUUAUAAUCGCCACAGACUUAUAUCAGAGCUAUGCGAUAUUUAACUAUGAACAAGAUCGUAUGCUUUGGUCUCCAAAGUCGCAACCUAGAAGAUUUACUGUAGGUGCUUAUGAUGGGUUAAAGAAGAAGAUUCCACUCGAUAUGGAUUUUUAUAGGCCUGAUUUGUAUUCUAAUAUAGAUGUGAACGGGACGUUUCAUAUAAAAUUGGGUAACAGUAGUGUUCGGUAUGAUGUCUGCGAAAACUUGAAGAGUUUAGAAUUUGCUUCAUAUUCAUGCCCUUGUAAUAGAGCACUAGCUGAACUUGAUAAAGAAUUUAAAUUGAUAAGUAAUAAUUGCUUUGAUUCUGUUUUUUCGAAAAAUCAAAUAAUUCAAAAAUGUUGCUACGACGGCGAAUUCCUCCUCCAAGGCUAUCCUGAUGGAGGAUAUCCGCGCCAGAAUAAAAAUGAGGAAAAUCUUAAAGAUAAAUGUUGUCAAGAAAAACCUUCUUGUGCAAAUUUGUACAAGAGCAGACCUUCAGAUACGUGCAAAGAUUAUAAUCCUCCAAAAGCAGCUGGAAUAUUCAGUUGCUCCAAUAUAACCAAUUUUGAUGGAAUUUCUUAUACACUAAAUAGUUCUGGAGAAUAUGACUUUUAUAAAACUAAUGAAAGCUGGGAAAAUGAUCUAAAUAUUCAAGUACGCUUUCAAUCAACUGCCGACCUCAAAAAUAAUAGUUGCUAUCUAUUAAAAGCAAUUGUUGUACAGGGUUUAAAUUCACCGAAAAUAGAAGUGAGAGCAUCAUCGUCUAAAAAUAGAGUGAUGAUUGCAAUUGAUGAUCAAUCGUUUGACGAAAUGAAUAAGACCCAUCCUAACAUGAAACUUAACAAAAAAGAAGGCUCAAUAGAACUGUUUUAUAAAAAAGGAACUUACAUUGAACUGAAGAUACUUGAACAUUCUCUUAAUUUUUUUAUUGAAAGUAAAUAUAACAGAACGGACCUCGUCACUGGUUUAGUUAACGAAAAAGAAAACUUUAUGAAAUGGAGUCUACUCAAUUCAACAACUUUAUUUAAUUAUACAUUUGAUGGUCACAAUAAAACUUUCUCAGACUUUAAUAAAGAUUUAUCAGAUUAUCCUGAAGCGAAAAUUGAAAACAUAAACAUAACACAAUCGGAAACUGCUAGGACGAUUUGCAGUAUCUUUAAGCCUUGUUAUCCCUCUGUUGUCUGCACAGAUGAAACCAAUGGCUAUCAAUGUGGGUCUUGUCCAGCAGGAAUGAAAGGAACAGAUGGAAUUAAGUGCUUCAAUGAAGAUCAAUGUGCUAUACGGAAUCCCUGUGAGCAACAUUGCCAAAACAAUGAAACAUCCUAUAUAUGCUCUUGUUCUCCAGGAUAUAAUCAAGUUGGUCAUAAAUGCACAGAUAUUAAUGAAUGUACUGAAGGUUGGAAAGGAGAGAAAGUUUGCACUAAGGAAGGGGAAUAUUGCACGAAUUCACUUGGGAGUUAUUCGUGUCACUGUAGGGCACAGUGGUUUAGGAAUGGAGACAAUAUAUGCCAAAAAAUUUCCAAGAGAUUUUCGGGGCAAGUUAAGAGUUCUCUUUUUAUGGUUAAACCUGGCGUUUACUUAAAUUGGAAUAAUAAUAUGAAAACCUCGGAUUCUCAAGACUUUCAAAUAAUGAAAAGAACAAUCGAAUCAAACUCCUCAGACAUAUCACUCUUUUUCAAGUCAAAAUACGAAAAAGAAUUUUCUGGGAUACUCCUCACUUCACUUCAGAAUGGAAGUAUUAUAGUUAAAUUUGAUAUUUUGUUUAAUGAUUUAAACAAUCAAGACCUGAAUGCAACAAGUAUAUCAAAAGAUUUUAUGUCAUAUACUCAACAUUGCCAUGUUGGUGAUGGGCCCAAAUGUAUUAGAGGUGAAUUUUAUGGUCUUGAUAAAUCAGCUACAACUGCCGGAGCUAAAGAUUUAUGCAUAAAAUCAAGCGACAAUGAUUGUGAUUAUACCUCAACUAAUUGUUCCACAAAUGAAUACGGAAGCUUUUUAUGUACCUGUAAAACAGGCUAUGAAGCCUACAAAGGACAAUCCAACAUCUGCAAAGACAUAAAUGAAUGUUUAAGAGAAGACCAAUACAUCUGUCCAGCAAAUAGCACCUGCUUAAACUUACCUGGAUCCUUUAAAUGUCCUUGCAAUCCUUCUUAUAAGUGGAAUGCUGUCGAACUUUCAUGCGACAAGCUUUGUCAUAAAGAUACCUGCAAAAACGGCGGAGAAUGCAAGAAAACUGAUGAUGGAGAAUCUAUCGUCUGCAAGUGUACGAAAGACUGGAAAGGACCAUUCUGCGAAGAAGAGAUAGAAAGUUCAGACAAAUGGAAAACUAUUACAAUAGCAGUUGGAGCGGCACUUGGAGGAAUAUGCUUUUUGUUUUUGAUAAUAAUAAUAUGUAUAUGCGUAAGGUAAAUUAACAAUUCUAUAAUUAAUUACGAUAGACUAACACAUUUAUCAAAUAUUAUAAUAUAUCGAAAAUCCUACGGUAUAAAAUGGCAACAUAGAGCUAUUCACUCUUACGCCUUCCUUAGACAUAAGAAAGAAGACGCUUAUCAACAUCAAGGCGAUAUCAAUGUUGAACACUGGGCACCAGCAAGCGCAACUGGCACAGCAAUCACAAGUAAUAGUAAUGGUGCCCUCUAUGACGAUAAGCAGCAGCAUCAUGUUGAUGGAGUUCGAAAUCCAGCUUACGACGGAUCGAGUGUUAAAGACCUUGGUAGAGAAUAUUUUUAAAAAAACUUUAUUAAUAAUUGAAUUGCAGUCUUAAAAAAAAGUUUUAUAUUAGCAAAUUUGCAGUUACAAUAAAGAGUGAAAUAGCUGCAUGUAUAUUAAACAUGCUCAAAACUCUUAUGCCUAUUUUGUAUUUUAUGAAAUCAUAAACAAAUAAAAUAUCUUAAAUACCAAAUAA